AUGGCGGCGAAGCAUGACUACGCAAUCGGCAUCGACUUGGGCACGAGUAACUCGUGCGUGGGAGUCGUCAGGAACGGGCGCGUGGAGAUCAUCGCCGACGAGCGAGGUAGUCGCCUCACGCCGUCGUUUGUGGCGUUCACUGACGAGGAACGACUUAUUGGUGAGUCGGCCAAGUUUCAGCGCACCAUGAAUCCUGCCAACACAGUAUACGAAGUGAAGAGACUCAUCGGACGCAAGUUCAGCGAUGAAGCAGUGCAGAAUAAACUCCCUCACUGGCCAUACCGCGUCGUCAACGAUAGAGGCAACCCAAAAAUCUGCGUUCAAUAUCUUAAAGAGGAAAAGUUUUUCACCCCAGAAGAGAUUUCUGCAAUGGUGCUGGCAAAAAUGAAAGAGACCGCCGAGGCUUUCCUUGGAUGUGAAGUGAGGAAAGCGGUUAUUACUGUACCUGCGUACUUCAGUUACUCUCAACGACAAGCUACCAUUGAUGCUGGUACCAUUGCUGGUCUCCAGAUACUAAAAAUUAUAAACGAACCUACCGCUGCCGCCAUAGCGUACGGGGAAGACACAAAUGUCUUCGAGGAGAUCAACAUUCUGAUUUUUGACUUUGGAGGCCGGAAGUUAGAUGUGGCGGUCUUGAAAAUGAAAAAAGGCAACUAUGCUCUGAAAUCUGUUGAAGGGAUUAGCCAGCUUGGGGGAAGGGACUUGGACUCCCGAAUAGUCCGUUUUAUGAUCGGGGAUUUCAGGAAGAAAACCGGGCUGGACAUAUCAAACGAUUUAAAAGCUCAAGCAAAAAUGACCAAAGCUGCCGAACGCAUAAAGAUCAAUUUGUCAGGUAAUGCAUGUGACAGAGUUCAACUUGAGUGCUUGAGUCGAGGGCAAGAUUUCAGUUUUGUUUUAUACCGUGGCAUGUUCGAAUCACUUUGCGCAGAUAUUUUUGAAGAAACUAUGAAGUGUGUGGACAGAGCGAUUGUCAAUGCCGGGCUGACAACAAACGAAAUUCACGAAGUAAUCUUAGUCGGCGGUUCAAUUCGGAUUCCCAAGCUCAGAAAAAUGCUUGAAAAAAAAAUCCCAAACAUGGAAAUCAAAAGGACGAUCAGACCUGAGGAAGUUGUUGCGUACGGAGCUGCUGUUCAGGCAGCCAUGCUCAACAACGACCGAAGUGUUGACAGACGUUACAUCCCUUAA
Hyalella azteca is the source of this 1185-nucleotide messenger RNA. Its product is annotated as heat shock 70 kDa protein 6-like. The transcript has a single exon. Lineage: Eukaryota; Metazoa; Arthropoda; Malacostraca; Amphipoda; Hyalellidae. The record is from RefSeq and is a predicted model, not a curated record. Gene Ontology annotation, molecular function: ATP-dependent protein folding chaperone; misfolded protein binding; heat shock protein binding. Gene Ontology annotation, cellular component: cytoplasm. The coding region runs from base 1 to 1185 and encodes 394 amino acids. Gene Ontology annotation, biological process: cellular response to unfolded protein; protein refolding.